UCAGUCACAAAGUCUUAGAGGGCGACUUCAAACCUGACAUUCAAGGGAGGGAUUUGCCAUUUUGCUGCUCUGACUGUUUUUAUAGUUUAAGCUGUUUUUUUUCCCCCUAUAUGGUUUCUCACUUGGUGCCAAUCUGCAGCCUGAAUUGUUGGGCUGACAGUCUCCAGUGCAUCAACAUGCCUAACCUUCUGAACCUCAGCAGCCUGGGCAAGAUCUGUGGCUCCAAUCGCACCGAUGACAUGGUGGUCCUGGACCGGGUCACGCGCAAGAACUCCGUCAGGCGCAUGUCCGUCAUUGAGGAUGGGCAAGUGGCAGAGGUUCUCUACCUGAUUCCUAAACAGGCCAUGAUAGAGCAGCUUCCUUUCAUCAACCCCGACGACUACAUCCUGUGUGAAAAGCUGGUGGGCAUGCCGGCUGAGAUUCCAGUGCUGCGAGCUCAGGACAGCCACUACCCGAGUCCCCCAGCAGGGAAGCUGGUCAUCCAGUGCUUCAGAUGUGGCGAGCCGUGCAAGGGAGAGGUGCUGCGGGUCCAGACCAAGCACUUCCACAUCAAGUGCUUUACCUGCAAGGUGUGUGGCUGUGACCUGGCUCAGGGGGGGUUCUUCGUGAAGAAUGGAGACUAUCUCUGCCCACUGGACUUCCAGCGGCUGCACGGCACAUGCUGCACCAACUGUGGGGAAUUUGUGGAGGGUGAAGUCGUCACAGCCCUGGGAAAGGCCUACCACCCAGCAUGCUUUGUGUGCACCAUGUGCAAACGGCCCUUUCCUGCGGGGGAUCGGGUCACCUUCAGUGGAAAAGACUGCCUCUGCCAGCGUUGCACGAAACCCACCUCUCCCACUCCCACUAAGGACUUCAGCUGCUCCAAGAAUUGCGCUGGCUGUGGCAGAGACAUCAAGAAUGGUCAGGCCCUGUUAGCGUUGGGAGGCCAGUGGCACCUGGGCUGCUUCAAGUGCAAAGCAUGCAGCAAAGUGCUGAGCGGAGAAUACAUCAGCAAGGAUGGUGUUCCAUACUGUGAAAAGGACUACCAGAUCCAGUUUGGGAUACGGUGUGAGGCAUGCCAGAAGUUCAUAACAGGGAAAGUCCUGGAGGCUGGGCACAAACACUAUCACCCAAGUUGUGCAAAGUGCAGCCGAUGUGACCACAUGUUCACAGAGGGAGAGGAAAUGUACCUGCAAGGCUCUACAAUGUGGCACCCAAACUGUAGAAACAACAGCAGAAAUGAGGACAAAUACAGGCCCACCAGAUCUUCAACUGAAAGCCUCUUUUCCAGACCGGGCUCAAGCACGCCGGGCUCCCCUGGCUACAACCUCUAUGCAAAAGUAGACAAUGAGAUCAUUGAUUACCGAGACUUAGCAGCCAUUCCAAAAGUCAAGGCCAUAUUUGAUAUAGAGUAUCCUGAUAUGAUGUCCUAUGGAUCUGUCAACAACUCCUCCACACUGGACAGCAAAGGAAAGAGACAAGACAGACAAAGCCCUGUAGAGUCACCAGGGACUUCAUCUCUUACUCCGACUUCUCCAGAGGAGAGUUAUGAGAUGAAAAACGGCAUGGUGCCAAGAUCCACAAGCCACGGGUCUUUUGGAUCCCGUGCGAUGUAUAACCGCCACAGCUACACGCCCACUGUGUCACGAUCACCCCAGCACUUCCAUCGGCCAGACCAAGGCUUCAACAUGUAUAGAAAACCUCCAAUAUACAAACAGCAUGGAACAGAAGAAAGAACUCAAUCACCAGGUGAAAAGGCGGAUCAUGUGAAAAAUCCACAGAUGCAAGAGGAAGCACUGAGAAAGAUCCAACUUGGUGUGGGGAAACUUAGCCCGAAUGAUGAGAUGAAGAAAGACAUUAACAGAGAAAAGGACACUUGCGGUGUUUCUGCCCAGCGCUCAAACACCCCACCCUCCCUCCCUAUAGCUGUAGAUCCAAAUCCCGCCACGUCCAAAACAUCCUCUUUGCCUGGGUAUGGUCACAACUGCCUCAACUUGCCACAAUCAUCUGAAUUCUCCCGGCACAACAGCUAUGGGGACUUCAGUGAUGAAGUCAGAAAUUUUAAGCUCAUCCAUGAAGGUCAGCGUCCAUUAGCACGAAUGGACAGAGGAGAGUCUAUGCCUAAUUUGUUGGAGCCAAAAGUGUACCCGUACGAAAUGCUCAAUGUAGCCAACAGAGGUCGUAUUAAGCUACCCAAGGAUGUUGACAGAACAAGACUUGAGCGUCACUUGGCCCCGGAUUUGUUCUUUAAAAUCUUCGGCAUGAAGAUGCAGGAAUUUGACAAACUUCCACUUUGGAAGCGCAAUGACAUGAAGAGGAAAGUGAAUCUUUUCUAGACACCACACCAGUGCAUGUUUUAAUUUAUUAACGACAGUCAAUAUACAUGGCAAGUUCUAGUUGUUGAAUUGUUGUGUUAUGCUUAUCCAUUUGCAUUUCACACAUGAAUAAAUCAUCUUUUGCCUAAGCAAAGAAUAAACCACCUUCUAACUAGGACACAAUAUUAUGCUUCCAAUUAGUUUCAGCAGCGUGAUAAAUGAUGAAUAGUUUUAUGUCCUGUAAACGGACAUUAUAAGUCUGAGUUAUAAGUCUUUCCCACUAUUAGAGCACCCCAGUCCACAUUUUGUUUGAUAGUUACUUAGUGAUGCAGUCAGUGGUGCCUAUAAUUUUUAUACAUGUCUUACAAAUGACUUGGAACACAUUAUAAACCUGUUUCAAGCAAGAUAAAAUGGUACAACAGAGUGGUGUCAUUGACAGGAUUUCAGACUUCAGCGCAUAAAGCAACAUAAGGCCUUUUCAUAGUGCUUAUAAAGCCCCACAGAAUCAUUGAACAUUUUCAAAAAUGUGUCUAUUCUUCUUGCCUUCUGAAAAUCUGAGAAAAUUAGGUCUGAAUUCCCUUACCAAAUAUGAUUUUAGAAAGGGUUGGUGGUAAUGAGAAUCUUUUGUAUGAGGAUGUUUGGGUGGUUUACUAAAAAAACUGGUUGUAAAUGCUGGU
Messenger RNA from Myripristis murdjan (pinecone soldierfish), 2971 nucleotides. RefSeq names its product actin-binding LIM protein 1-like. Gene Ontology annotation, cellular component: actin cytoskeleton; stress fiber. Gene Ontology annotation, biological process: lamellipodium assembly; cytoskeleton organization; cilium assembly. NCBI's taxonomy places the organism in Eukaryota, Metazoa, Chordata, Actinopteri, Holocentriformes, Holocentridae. Gene Ontology annotation, molecular function: actin filament binding. The coding region runs from base 111 to 2315 and encodes 734 amino acids. The transcript has 21 exons. The record is from RefSeq and is a predicted model, not a curated record.